ACAAAUAUUUAGGAACAUGAAUUAUGAAUUAUUUUGAUGGCAAGUUCCUGAUACUUUUUUUGGGAUUGGUACAUUCAGCACUCUCUUUCAGUAACGACGUCACGCUAUCUAUUGGUAUCAGCAUUAUCAGUACUCUUACUGUGUGCGUUAUCCUCAGUAUUAUUGCGUGGAACUGUUGUCUGCGUUCACAGGGGGCUAAGAAGCACCAGUUUGACGUAGAACAGGAGGGUAACAAGGGUUUUGUAAUGGCUAACUACGACAACACGGUGAACUGUAACACUGCAAAGAUAGGGACUCCCACUACCGUACAAUGCCCUAAGUGUGGUCACCGCAUUGAGAGGACUAAUGUAGCAAAUGAGGCAAGUGGGGCAGCGUAAUUCAUCUGUCAAGAACAAAUCUAACGGAUGUAAAGGUGGAAAGGUGGAGGUUUUAGUGCACAAUAAUUCCCGGUCUUUGAACUCAACAACGGAGACCACUCACAGCAGCAACUUACAAAAGUUGAGUACGAACAAAGAAGAGUCAUCAAUAGCUCCAGCGAGUGAAGAACGAUCAACCUUUGUAGUAAAAUUAAAGAAAACCGACUCUGGCAGUUUGGGUCUCAGCAUAGUGGGAGGACGGAGCAGCAGGCUGGGGGAUAUCGGGGUGUUUAUAAAGUCAACUAUUGACAACACCCCCGCGGCUUCUAAUGGACAACUUAAACCAUGGGAUCAAAUACUGAAAGUAAAUAACGUUGAACUGGACGGGAGAACCCUGGAAGAAGCCUUGAUGAUUAUAAAGGAACAAUCUACUGACAUAACUCUAACUAUCCUGCCCUCGGAGCAAGCUACUGCUCAUCUCGAAGCGUCACUGAGCAUAAAAGCUGGUCAAAUGGACGAUAACAAACUAAAGACAGAAUGUAGUUCGUUAAGAGAAGAGGAAAUAACAUCAGCUGACUCCGGUACCAUGAAAGGCAGCACUCCUCCACCUCAAGAAAACCACCAAUAUCCCCGCUCUACUGGUAAACCCUCCGCAAAGUUACCCGAUAACGGGACUGAUCUGGCGACUGAACUUCUGGGUGAUGGUGGUUUCAUGCCGGCAUCAUUGGCCUCCGGGACGUCACAGCACCGGAAAACAGUGGUGUCUUCCAGCGGACUCACGGACUCCGAGUCGUCGUUGAGUCCUGUUCCGGAGAAUACGUUCAACGCGCGGGAUGACGAUGUGUUUUUCUCUAUGUCCCCUCAAUCGUACUCAAAUUCCAGAGGAGAUACAGCUGAUGACAUCAUACACACUGAUGACGUCAUGUUGAAUGGGGAGGACUUUAUUUAUGAGGAGAAUCAUGGGUAUCAGGGAGGAAUUGAGACGGACGCGAUUAAUGUUGAUCUAGAUAUUGUUGUGAAGUAAUCCAAAAUGUUGUUAAUUAUUACUAAUAAUUAACUAAUUAAUUAUUAUUAGUAUUUGUCUUGAAGUUUGUGAAAGACUUUAUCUAGUAAUUUUAAAUUGAGCAAUCUUCAGGAUAUAAGACGUUUUCCCUUUCAUUAGAAUUGUCUAGUGAACAGUUAUUGCUGUUUUAAUAUUAUUAUUUAUUAUUAAGCUUUGAAUUCCUGAUCUGCUAAAGUCCAUGCAAAUCGAAAAUUGUUCUAGAAAUAUAAUGAUUAAAUUGUUUAAUAAUGUCGGUGUAUUGAUAAUUUUAAACUUCUAAAGGAAAAUUCUAGAAAAUGUGUUUGCCUUGAUUCAAGGUUAAGAUGAUUUACAAUUAGAUAAUUUUAUAACCGAUUGGUUAUGAACCAUGAAAUGGUAGGUCCAUGAUAGGCAAUUAGCUAAACUUUUUAAUCUGUUAGUUUAUGCAAACUUUGAGUAUCUGCUGCUAUACAGUAUACAUUCCAUUAACCAACCAAGAAUUUUGAUAAAGUUCACGUGAUAUUACGUCAUCAUCCUAAUGGUAAAAUUGUUGUGGAAUUUCCCGAAAUUAGAAUAUUAUUUUUACUCUCAGCAGUAACGGAUGUUCAGUUGGAUGAUGAUAAAUUUUAAAAUGAAUAAAAAUUAGCAGCCAAAAAUCUUUAAAAUCUUGCCGACGUAAUUUGUGAAGUGUGUUAUAAAAGAGCUGUGUUAUUUAUAUGUAUUACAUGUUAAACUUAAUACUAACAGAAGCUAAGUGAAGUAGUAUUACAGAAUGUUAUCAUUUUUUUUAGAAAGAGAGAUAGAGAGAGAGAGAGAGAGAGAGAGAGAGAGAGAGAGAGAGAGAGAGAGAGAGAGAGAGAGAGAGAGAGAGAGAGAGAG
Messenger RNA from Bolinopsis microptera, 2256 nucleotides. RefSeq names its product pro-interleukin-16-like. The transcript is spliced from 11 exons. The record is from RefSeq and is a predicted model, not a curated record. The coding region runs from base 355 to 1380 and encodes 341 amino acids. Gene Ontology annotation, molecular function: protein binding. Lineage: Eukaryota; Metazoa; Ctenophora; Tentaculata; Lobata; Bolinopsidae.